AUGGCAGUGAUUAAUGCAUCGGCAUUUGGAGUGGUUGCAAUUGUCCUCCUCUUUUUCGCUGUCGUUUUGCCCAUGGCUCAUGCAACCAGGGUGGCUCCGGCUCCAGCUCCAACAAGCGAUGGCACGGCAAUAGACCAAGGGGUAGCAUACGUUCUAAUGGUGCUGGCAUUAGUUCUCACAUAUCUCAUCCACUGA
Messenger RNA from Prunus armeniaca (apricot), 195 nucleotides. The record is from the annotation of a GenBank genome assembly. NCBI's taxonomy places the organism in Eukaryota, Viridiplantae, Streptophyta, Magnoliopsida, Rosales, Rosaceae.